Messenger RNA from Musa acuminata subsp. malaccensis (wild Malaysian banana), 1231 nucleotides. RefSeq names its product fruit protein pKIWI502. Gene Ontology annotation, molecular function: oxidoreductase activity. Lineage: Eukaryota; Viridiplantae; Streptophyta; Magnoliopsida; Zingiberales; Musaceae. The record is from RefSeq and is a predicted model, not a curated record.
AAUAAAAUUAGGAGGCGGCCGCGGCGACCAACUCCUUCCCGUCUCUCUUUGUACCUGACCCGAAAGGCUUCGACGCUCACCCUCUCGUCCCUCGCCACCGCUACAUGUCUCCCCUCUCUCGCCUCCGCCUCCCCGCCCCCCUCCGCCGCCGCGCUCUCACCGCCCUCGCAGCCGCCGUUCAGCAGGACACGGACACGUGGUCCCAGGCGCCCCUCUCCCUCGUCGCCCCCGCAUCCGCCGACGCCUCCCUCUUUCACGUCGCCGUCGACGUCUCCUACGCCCCCGAUCUCGCCGUAUCCUACACCGCCCCGGGUCAGUACCUCCAGCUCCGGGUACCGGGUGCCGACAAGCCCGCCUUCCUCGCCAUCGCCUCCCCCCCCUCCUUCGCCGCCUCCCGUUGCGAAUUCCAAUUCCUCGUCAAGAGGGUCCCUGGCUCCACUGUCGAUCUUCUCUGUGGGCUCAGACGCGGGGAUAUCGUCGAGCUGAGUGGCAUUAUGGGGAGGGGAUUCCGGGUGGAGGAGAUCUCUCCUCCCGAUGCCUUCCCCUCCGUCUUUAUCUUUGCAACGGGAUCUGGUAUCAGUCCCAUUCGGUCACUUAUUGAAUUAGGUGUCCGUGCAAAUGAAAGAUCAGAUGUGAGACUUUAUUAUGGAGCUAGAAAUCUUCAGAAAAUGGCAUAUCAGGAAAGGUUCAAGGAUUGGGAGUAUGCUGGAGUAAAUGUCAUACCUGUCUUGUCACAACCUGAUGAAAGAUGGAGUGGCGAAAGAGGAUAUGUACAGACAGCUUUUUUAAGAGCCAGACAUAUUCUAAAUCCUUCAACAACUGGUGCGGUGCUUUGUGGGCACAAACAGAUGACUGAGGUCAUUACAGCUAAGCUUGUGGCUGAAGGUGUGUCAAAAGACAAAAUCUUGACGAAUUUCUAACCAUGGAGGAGGGGAAGGCUCACAAUGCUCUUCUAUUAGUAUUAGCGAAACACCAAUACGAUUCUUUUGUUCUCAGAUGCUGUGUGAUCAUCUGAUUGAGCUUGGAGCAGAAUAAUGGUGAAUAAUUUACCAAAUUUUGACAACCUUAUUAUUACAUUAUUAAAUCACACUCUGAUGGCCAGUACAACAGGUCAUCAGUCUUGUAUACUUUUGGAAGUUCAUAUAAGUUGCCUGUACUAAAAAAACAAGGAGCACUGAUGUAUACUCUCUCAGUAUUCAAUUAAAGGAAUGCAGUAAAUUGUUUAUUUGAA